UUCCCGGCUGGAAGGAAGGCAGGCGGGCGAGCCAUGGAGGAGCCGGGCAAGCCGGGAAAAGGCGCCCCGAGACCCCAGAGGAGCCGCUCCCAGGGUUCGGUGGACUGUCCCAACCUGGAAUUCGAAUAUGGAGACGCCGACUCCUUUGCGGCUGAACUUUCAGAGCUGUAUAGCUACACCGAAGAACCGGAAUUCGCUCUCAACCGGAAAUGUUUUGAGGAGGAUUUCCAAACACAAGUGAAGGACAAGCGCUGGCCAGAGCUGGACGUGUCCCGACAGAAAGCCUACGUGAUGCGCCUCCUGGACGGCCUGGAGGUGGUCAGCCGGGAGAAGCGGCUCAAGGGGGCCCGGGCCAUCCUCUACCUGGCACAAGGGGUCUUUGGCGACUGUGACUCGGAGGCGGAGGUCCUGGACUGGACGCGGCGCAACAACUUCCUUUUGUACCAAAUGGGGACCUUCACGGCCUUCCUGGAGCUGCUCAACAUGGAAAUUGCCAACAGCCAGGCUUGCAGCAGCGCUUUGAGGAAGCCGGCCAUCUCUCUGGCCGAUAGCACCGAACUCAGGGUCAUCCUGAGCGUCAUGUACCUGAUGGUGGAGACCCUGCGCCGGGAGACGGACACUGACCCUCCAAAGUGGGCGGCCGCCCGGGAGACCUUUCGCACCGAGCUCAGCUCUCCGUUGCACGGCGAGGAGCCCUUUGCCCUGCUGCUCUUCACAAUGGUGACCAAGUUCUGCAGCGGACACGCUCCACACUUUCCCAUGAAGAAGGUCCUGCUCCUGCUCUGGAAGGUCCUCGUGUUCACCCUGGGGGGCUUUGAGGCCUUGCAAGCCCUGAAGGUCCAGCGGCGCCUUGAGCUGGGCUUGGCUCCUCUGCCGGAGGACAGCAUCCAGGUGGUGCGACGCAUGCGGGCCGCUUCUCCCCCGGCAUGCGCCAUCGAGCUGGUGGAACAACAGCAACAGCAACAAGUUGCACCUCCAAAGCGAGGGCAUCGCAGCCGGAGGCCGCUGGUGAAGCAGGACAGCCUCGACCUGUACAACGAGAGGGACCCCUUCAAGACGGCGUUGGAGGAGGAGGAGCCUGAGGAGGAGGCGGAGCCCGAAGAUCUGGAGGGCGGGGCUCUGGGCCUCGUGGAGGGGGGGCUGGACCCCAUGGAGGGGGAGCCCCCUCUCGCCCCGGCCCCCCCACCACAGCCGCCACGGACCCCCCUCGAGAGGGUCGCCUUCCCCCGAGGGCUCCCCUGGGCCCCCAAAGUCAGACAGAAGGACAUCGAGCAUUUCCUGGAAAUGAGCCGGAACAAAUUCAUCGGCUUCACGCUUGGACAGGACACGGACACUUUAGUGGGUUUGCCACGUCCCAUCCACGAAAGCGUGAAGACCCUGAAACAGCACAAGUACGUCUCCAUCGCGGAAGUGCAGAUCAAGAGCGAAGAGGAGAUGGAGAAAUGCCCCAUGUCGCUGGGGGAAGAAGAUGUGCAGGAGACGCCAUGCGAGACGCUCUACCGGAUGAUGCUCUACAACCUGCCUCAAUACAUGAUCGCCUUGCUGAAGAUCCUCUUGGCUGCAGCGCCGACCUCCAAAGCCAAGACCGACUCCAUCAACAUCCUGGCCGACGUCUUGCCGGAGGAAAUGCCCAUCACAGUGCUGCAGAGCAUGAAGCUGGGUGUGGACGUGAACCGGCACAAAGAGAUCGUGGUCAAGGGCAUCUCCGCUCUGCUGCUCCUGCUCCUGAAACACUUCAAGCUCAACCACGUAUAUCAGUUUGAGUACGUCUCCCAGCAUUUAGUCUUCGCCAACUGCAUCCCGCUGAUCCUGAAGUUCUUCAACCAGAACAUCAUGUCGUACAUCACGGCCAAAAACAGCAUUUCCGUCCUGGACUAUCCUUUCUGCACCGUCCAUGAGUUGCCGGAACUCAACGCAGAAAGCCUGGAAUCUGGGGAGAACAACCAGUUCUGUUGGAGGAACCUGUUCUCUUGCAUUAACCUGCUGAGGAUCCUGAACAAACUGACCAAGUGGAAGCAUUCCAGGACAAUGAUGCUGGUGGUGUUCAAGUCGGCCCCGAUCCUGAAGCGUGCGCUGAAGGUGAAGCAGGCCAUGCUGCAGCUCUACGUCCUGAAGCUGCUCAAGAUCCAGACCAAGUACCUGGGCCGCCAAUGGAGGAAGAGCAACAUGAAGACCAUGUCCGCCAUCUACCAGAAAGUGCGCCACCGCAUGAAUGACGACUGGGCCUAUGGCAACGACAUUGACGCCCGGCCGUGGGACUUCCAGGCGGAGGAGUGCACCUUGCGCGCCAAUAUCGAGGCCUUCAACGCCCGGCGCUACGACCGGCCGCGGGACUCUGAGUUCUCCCCGGUGGACAACUGCCUGCAGAGCGUCCUGGGCCAGCCGCUGGACCUCCCGGAGGACUUCCACUACUCCUACGAACUCUGGCUGGAGAGGGAGGUCUUCUCGCAGCCCAUCCGCUGGGAAGAGCUGCUCUGCUACCAGGGGUAGUGAGCGAGCAUGCAUGGCGGGGCGCAUUUGCAACUGAAUGCCGCCCCAAGUCUUCCCAAACCAUUGGUGCUGUAUCUCUUUGGGGUGUUGGGGUGGAAAAGGGGGUCCUUCCCUAUCUGAAAGGUCGACCAAAAGUGGAAAUGUUAGCCAACUUCAAUGCAAUGCCUUCCCGACGCCCGUCUUUCCCAGUCCCUUUGAUCUACUGUAAACUAUGCUUUGUCGUUUUGGAACAGUAUACUUUCUAAAAUAUUUACAUUUCCUUCUAUGGUUGCCUUCGUUGUCACGGUAUUUGCCACAUUUUCCCCAAAUACUGAGUUUUAUACCUGGAUCCCGAGCGCUUUUUCCAUUCUUAUGGAUUUUGCCAGGUUCAUACAAAGUUUGCAAGUAUUAGAGACUUCAUGCACCUGUAGGUUAUCUCAUUUUAUGGAAGAAAUUCUGCAGAGAGAGAGAGAAAAUACUUUUAUUUGUUUCUAUUAUAACUGUGUUUGAACAAGUGUGCAAGAAAGAGAGUGAAUGCCUCCCUCCACUAUAAGCAAUUUUUGGCAAUUUUUCUCCACUUUUGCAUAUUAGCCUUUGUCGUCAUGGCGUGUGCCAUAUUUUCCUCCAAAUAUUGAGUCCCUGAGCAGAACAGCAUAUUCUCAAAU
Messenger RNA from Anolis sagrei ordinatus, 3134 nucleotides. The record is from RefSeq and is a predicted model, not a curated record. Lineage: Eukaryota; Metazoa; Chordata; Lepidosauria; Squamata; Anolidae.